AUGGAAGUUGUUGAAAUUAUAACAGUAGUCUUCGUAGGCCUCUUGGGAAUUUUAAUCUACCUUUUGAUAAAAUAUCCGGAUAGAAGUAUUGGUACAAAACCAAGGACAGAUCUUAAUGGUCCUAAAGGUUAUCCACUCAUUGGAAAUUUAUUAGAUAUUCAUAAAGAUAAUAAAGGUCUCUUGAUGUUCAUGUGCGAAACUUUAGCAAAAUACGGUCCAAAUGCAACGUUUACCUUACCAGGCAUGGGUAGGGUUAUCACAAUUAAUAAUCCCGAAGGCAUCGAACACGUUUUGAAAACGAAUUUCGAGAACUAUCAUAAAUCACCACUCCUUUAUGAUAUUGUUUAUAAAGUUUUUGGAGAUGGAAUUUUCAAUACUAAUGGAAAUGCAUGGAGAAUGCAAAGAAAAUUAUCGAGUCAUUUAUUCAACACCAGAAAUUUUCGUGAGAUAUUUUGCGUCGUAUUUAAAAAAGAUACCGAAAUCGUAUUAAAUACCUUGGAUAAAUUAGCAAGGACUGGUGAAACGUUUGAUUUACAAGAUUUAUUUUUUAGGUUUACAAUGGAUUCUUUCGUAAAAAUUACAUUUGGUAUUGACCUUAAAUGCCUGGAAAAUCCAAAAGAACCGGUAAAAUUUGCAUCAGCAUUCGAUUUUGCGCAAAGAGUAAUAAGCAAUCGAAUCGAAAAUCCUUUUUGGAAAUUUACGGAAUUAUUUACAGAAGAAGGUCGUACAAUGCGUGAAUCGUGCGAUUAUUUGUCAACCUUUGCUUAUGAUAUAAUUAAGAACCAUAGGAAUAAUCCGGAAGCAUUAAAAAACCCUAGGGAUAUCCUUAAUAUAUUUAUGAACGCUCAACAUGAUAACGGAGAAAAAUUGUCCGAUAAGGAAUUAAGAGAUGUUGUAAUAAAUUUUAUCAUUGCCGGACGUGACACAACAGCACAAACGCUCUCGUGGAUGAUGUAUAAUCUUAUGGCCGAACCUUCCGUUGAAGAAAAAUUAGUUAAAGAAGUUAAUUCUUUGCUCACGCCAGAAAAUCCAAUUUCAAAUUAUGAAAAUAUAAAACUUUUUCAAUAUACGCAGGCAGCAUUUUACGAAACGCUUCGAUUACAUCCUAUAGUACCGAAAACUCUUAGGAUAUGUCUUAAAGAUGAUGUUCUUCCCAAUGGCAUACCGAUUUAUGCUGGUGAUAUGGUUAAUUGGUCAUCCUGGUCAAUGGGAAGAGAUGAAAGGAUAUGGGGAAAUGAUGCAAAGCAAUUUAAUCCCGAAAGAUUUUUUAAUUCUGAAGAUGGAUUGAAGCCAAGUCAAUAUAAAUUCGUUAGUUUUAAUGCUGGUCCAAGAUUAUGUCUUGGGCAACAUUUUGCCACAGUUGAAGCCAUAAUGUUAGCGACGGCUGUAUUAAGAAAAUUUAAAUUUGAAAUGGUACCGGGACAAAAAUGUCCUCCUGAUUAUGCUCGUUCUAUAACAUUACCAAUGAAAGAUCCUUUACUAGUUAAAGUUCGUUAUAGAGGAUGA
This is a messenger RNA of Funneliformis mosseae, 1506 nucleotides long. The record is from the annotation of a GenBank genome assembly. Lineage: Eukaryota; Fungi; Glomeromycota; Glomeromycetes; Glomerales; Glomeraceae.